UUCUAAUCAAGCGAUUCCACGAUGAAAUAAAAGGUGGUUUGUUAGAGAGGAGAGCCCAGCUGCUACAAUCAUUGAGAAAUUUGGAUGAUUUUUAUGCAGAAAUGAAAUGGGAAUUCUACACUUGGGUGCCUCUUCUCUCUCGUCUCCUUCCUAAUGAUAUUUGUCGUAUUUAUAAAACAGAUACAGCCAUUAGGUUGGACUCCACUAUUGGUGAUUUCACAGAGAUGCAGUGGUCCAGAGGUGACAUUAGUUUCAUAUACAAUGGAGAAACGGCCGAAGGGCUGUCAGUGGUGGCACUCGACAACAAAAAGAAAAUCUACCAGCGAUUAUCAUUAAACAAUAGCGAAUCAGUUGAUGGCGAGGUUGAAGAUCGCAUUGACAUGUUAAUGACCAGGCCAAUAGUGUAUGCCAACAUGUCCACUCAACCCAUCAAUGUCACCAGGGCUCAGACCGGCUUCUUGUUUUUUAAGUCAGACAGGACAGAUCAAGUUGGUAAUUAUACUGCUGAUGUGUACAACAUAACUGACCUCAUCUUGAUAUCAAGGAAACGUCGGGAACACUUAACUCCAGAGCAGAUAAAACAUUUCGAGGAAUUAUCCAAACAGGUAGAGUCAGGCAAUAUAGCAAAGGAGCUAGAAAAAGAGAUGACUGAAGCAGAGAAUUCUACGGAAGACAAUGAAUCAAGCGAUAGCAAAGAACACUGCAUCUCCCUCCCUCCCCCUCCUCCCUCCUCAAUGACGUGGGAUCAGUAUCUGUCAAGUUCAAGGGUUCCUAGUUUAGGGAGGAAGAUGGAUUUGAGAGUUGAUAGGAGGAGCUUCAGAUCUACUGUCUAUAUGUGUAAAGAUUGCCCUAUUGAAAUGAAAAAGUUGUUGGACAUUCUUGAGGUCAUAGCACCGUAUAAACACUUUCACAAGUUGAGACAGUUUGUUAAUUUAAAAUUACCGCCUGGCUUCCCUGUUAAAUUAGAGAUACCAGUGUUUCCUACUGUGACAGCCAUUAUUACAUUACAAAGUUAUAAAACUAGUCAGUUCCCUCCAUCGCAUUUCCUUAUACCAAGAGAUUAUACAGAGUUUAAGGACUCGAACUGAGCUGUUGGUGUUAUAUUUUUCAUUGAAAUCUCCACGAAACAU
Messenger RNA from Amphimedon queenslandica, 1130 nucleotides. Its product is annotated as ankyrin repeat domain-containing protein 13C-A-like. NCBI's taxonomy places the organism in Eukaryota, Metazoa, Porifera, Demospongiae, Haplosclerida, Niphatidae. Gene Ontology annotation, biological process: protein retention in ER lumen. Gene Ontology annotation, cellular component: cytoplasm. The record is from RefSeq and is a predicted model, not a curated record. Gene Ontology annotation, molecular function: signaling receptor binding. The coding region runs from base 102 to 1088 and encodes 328 amino acids. The transcript is spliced from 14 exons.